Molecule: messenger RNA, 4017 nt
Organism: Mesocricetus auratus (golden hamster)
Lineage: Eukaryota; Metazoa; Chordata; Mammalia; Rodentia; Cricetidae
Gene: Rxfp3
Product: relaxin family peptide receptor 3
Exons: 1
Coding region: 488-1921 (477 amino acids)
Biological process (GO): G protein-coupled receptor signaling pathway; immune response
Cellular component (GO): membrane
Molecular function (GO): G protein-coupled receptor activity
Source: RefSeq, a predicted model, not a curated record
GCUCUCUGCAGCGACUCAGUGGGCGCGAAUGUAACUCCUAUAACUCUGGUAAGUCACUAGGGGUUGACAAUAUCGAACAAACAGAAAACACCAACAGAGCUCCAGGCAGUGAUGGCGUGAAUCGGCUUCGAGGAUGUUCGCUGUCUCCGUUUUCCUCUAAAAGGAGAGAAUCUGGUCCGGGCAUCAGCGGGGAAGCCCACAAAGGUGUUGGGAAGCGAAGCGGCCCGGAGAACUGUUCUCCUGAGCUGGAGGCUGUGUCUAACUUACAACCGGGAAGCAGAGGGGUAAGAUUGAAUCCUCACCACUCUUUGUUAGAACAGACACUGAGCUCAGCCAACCCUUGAGCUCAAGGCGGUUCUGGGUGAGGACUGGGCUCAGCAACGUUUCUAGGCGCAAUCUUCAGCGGCUUCUUGGAAAGCUCGAGCUUCUGCUCUUGGGUACCACACCCGGAACAAGCGGUGCCUCUCGGGUAGCUGGCCAGCAGAACAUGACCCAGAGGCACCUGCGCGUGCAGGUGGCCUCUGCAACCACCGCAGCCACCAUGGGUAAAGCGGCUGCGGGUGAUGAGCUCUCGGAAUUCUUCAGUGUCAUCCCAGACUUGCUGGAGGUCGCCAACAUGAGCAGCAACGCGUCGCAGCUUCCGGACUUGUGGUGGGAGCUGGGGCUGGAGUUGCCGGACGGUGCGGCACCCGGGCAUCCCCCUGGCAGCGGCGGGCCAGAGAGUGCAGACACUGAGGCCCGGGUACGGAUCCUCAUCAGCGCGGUUUACUGGGUGGUUUGUGCUCUGGGACUGGCCGGCAACCUGCUGGUUCUCUACCUGAUGAAGAGCAAGCAAGGCUGGCGCAAAUCUUCUAUCAACCUCUUUGUCACUAACCUGGCGCUGACUGACUUUCAGUUCGUGCUCACUUUGCCCUUCUGGGCGGUGGAGAACGCUCUAGACUUCAAGUGGCCCUUCGGCAAAGCCAUGUGUAAGAUCGUGUCCAUGGUGACAUCCAUGAACAUGUAUGCUAGCGUCUUCUUUCUCACUGCUAUGAGUGUGGCACGCUACCACUCUGUGGCCUCUGCUCUUAAGAGCCAUCGGACCCGAGGGCAUGGCCGUGGAGACUGCUGUGGCCAGAACUUAAGGGAGAGCUGCUGUUUCUCAGCUAAGGUGUUGUGUGGGUUGAUCUGGGCUUCUGCCGCAUUAGCCUCGCUGCCCAAUGUCAUUUUCUCUACCACCAUCAGGGUGAUGGGCGAGGACCUGUGCCUCAUGCACUUCCCGGACAAGCUACUGGGCUGGGACAGGCAGUUCUGGCUGGGUCUGUACCAUCUGCAGAAGGUGUUGCUGGGUUUUCUGUUACCGCUGAGUAUCAUCUGCCUGUGUUACCUGUUGCUGGUGCGAUUCAUCUCAGACCGCCGUAUAGUGGGGACAACGGAUGGAGCCGGAGCAGCGGCGGCUGGGGGAGGCCCUAGUGCAGCCAGCGCUCGGAGGCGGUCCAAAGUCACCAAGUCAGUGACUAUCGUAGUCCUGUCUUUCUUCCUGUGUUGGCUGCCCAACCAGGCGCUCACCACCUGGAGCAUACUCAUCAAGUUCAACGCCGUGCCCUUCAGCCAGGAGUACUUUCUGUGCCAGGUGUAUGCGUUCCCGGUCAGCGUGUGCCUAGCACACUCCAACAGCUGCCUCAACCCGAUCCUCUACUGCUUGGUGCGCCGUGAGUUCCGAAAGGCACUCAAGAACCUGCUGUGGCGCAUCGCGUCGCCCUCGCUCACCAGCAUGCGCCCCUUCACUGCCACCACCAAGCCUGAGCCUGAGGAUCACGGGCUGCAGGCCCUGGCGCCGCUUAACGCCACUGCAGAACCUGACCUGCUCUACUAUCCACCCGGUGUGGUGGUCUACAGUGGGGGGCGCUACGACCUGCUGCCCAGCAGCUCAGCCUACUGAGAUCUGCCAGGGCUCAAGAGGGCCUUCCAGGGGAAAAGGAGAGGGGAGAUUUGGGGGCUGGAGGAGCUGCAAUGGAGAAAUAGGUAGGGAAGGGGUGCUACAGGGAAGAGCAAUUUGUGAAAAGGCCAGAGGACUGUCUCUGCAGAAAUUAGGUUAACGGGAUAGAGCCUGCAGCCUGGGCUCUGGCUCACCACUCCCAAGUCCUUGUCCUUUACUCCAAGUCCCACUUCCCCACCCUGCCCGCUGAACACUAUGGGACACCCAGAAGCUGGAAACGCAUCUGGGAAGCAGAAGGAUUGGGUUUCGGGUUGCAUAGGAGUUGGGUUUAGCCAAAUGAUAUCCGGACAAGGGAUCAUUUGGUCCAGCGACUUUUAUGGAGAACUUUAUUGGUCCUCAAGCAAAAUCCCGCAGCAGGGUAAGUUGCCCAUAAAGUCUGUCUUAAUGCGUUUUGAUCUGUGGGGACUGUCCCAAGUAAAGCUCUAACUUGCUGUGACUGUCGGGAAAAGAAAAUGAGAAAUAGAACUCUGGUGUCCUGUAUCAUCCUGGACAGGACUGACGUGCACAAGCUGAGCCUGAUCUCUCUGCUGUGCCUCUGAACGCAAAUGUCACCUGUGUCCCCGGGAGUCUCUAGGAAGUGGCAUGAGGUGCAAGAAAGAGCACUGUGAUUAGAGGAAAUUAAACAGAGAAACCUUUUUAUGAUUCUGCCCCUGAAGGAAAGGGGGGACUAGCUAAGAGAGCGGGAAGUGUGGUGUCUACCCUGAAAGCCUGGGUACCCAGAAUCUCUCGAGGACAGUUUGGAUACCUGGUGCUUUGGUCUAUUGGUGCAGGUGAGGCAGCAAAUCCCCUGAAAGCUCUCCUGAGUGUGGGGGUGCUUUAGCAGCCUCCCUUCCCUCUUUGGGAAUGGACUGGAGUGGCAGAUGAUGGGAUGGCUGGGUGAUGUUUGGGGCUUAGAAGAACAGUAAAUGUUGUUCAGCUGUUUCCUGGGGCAGGGAGGAGGGAGGUUGAUCUUCCCAAGGGGGAUGGGGGACUCAAGUAAAAUCUCUCCUAAAGAGAAAGAAGAGGCAGUUGCCAAGAGCAUGGCCAGACUUGUAUGAGUGAGGCUAUGCACUGUAACUGACAGGGGAAGGUGAGACUUGAAAAUUGAGUGGAAGACUAUGCUAACCAAGUCCCAGGAACUGAGUGUUUUGCUCAUUGAGUGUGCAGGACAGCCACAUGGCUGUCUCUGAAGACUGAGCAGACUCCUCAUGACAGCUCAGUUUAGUCACAGUCUAGGAUCUUAAGAUCUUCACAGAGUUCUUUCUUGAGACAACUCUGAGAACUGAGAUCAAGUAUUAAUUAACCUGCCCAUCCCUCAACCAGGACCAAUACAGACGCUACUGCUCUAUUUGGCUUCAUCUGGGAGUAAGAGGCUACUAGAGCAGGCACCUCCCACUGUGGCAUAGUCACUUUAAUACAGGGAAGAACCAUUAGAAAGCAUGGCUGCUUAAAUGGUCUCCUGGAUUAUAGGACUGUUGGAUAAUUUUGUCUAAAUAGUACUGUUCUAUGUGAGGCUUAAUACCUGGAAUAUGGGAUCUACAUACCUGCUAUCAAAGCGACACUUCUGCAACACAGUUCCAGACACUCAGAUGCCUUCCCAUGAAAAUAACAAAUUCAAAGCGAGUCCUGAGGCUUUGUUUUGAAGCAGUCACAUCAGUCCUCCUUUGCUCUUUGGCUUUAUCGAUACUGGUAUUGACCAACAGCCAGGCUAGCAACAGUUGGAAUGUGGCUCCCUAAUGCUCUGUGCUGGAUAGUUUUAUGUCAAUUUGACACAAAUUAAAGCUAUCUGAAAGGUAGUAGCUUCAACUGCCACUAUAAGAUCCCGCUGUGGGGUAUUUUCUUAAUUAGCAAUUGAUGGGGGGAGGGUCCAGUCCACUGUGGGUGAUACCAUCCCUGGGCUGGUGGUCCUGGGGUCUAUAAGAAAGCAGGCUGAGCAAGGCACGGGGAGGAAGCCAGUGAGCAGCUCCCCUCCUGACUCCAGGUUUCUGCCCUCCUUGAGUUCCCAUUCCGGCUCCUUCCAAUGAUAAACUACAAUGCCAAAUAAACCCUUUUCUGCACAA